This is a messenger RNA of Echinops telfairi (small Madagascar hedgehog), 1804 nucleotides long. It is a transcript of the gene ANKRA2, whose product is annotated as ankyrin repeat family A member 2. Gene Ontology annotation, biological process: regulation of gene expression. Gene Ontology annotation, molecular function: protein binding. Lineage: Eukaryota; Metazoa; Chordata; Mammalia; Afrosoricida; Tenrecidae. Gene Ontology annotation, cellular component: nucleus. The record is from RefSeq and is a predicted model, not a curated record. The transcript is spliced from 9 exons. The coding region runs from base 409 to 1350 and encodes 313 amino acids.
AAGAUAGAGGUGAACUUUUUGUCAAGUAUCUUAGAAAACGGCGGAUUACGAUGGACAGUAAAAGAAAUGUGACCGUAGAGAAGGAAAUGUUAAAUCAAACGAAACUGCGGGGAUUCUGAGAGGUUGGUUAAUGAAUUUAAGCCAUUAUCUUGCGGAGACUAGAAAAUCCCCAAGGGGCAUGACAAAUGUCACAGGAAGGACCGACGGACGCUUCCUUCACCUACCUGUGCUGGACUGUCCGCUGGACCGAUCUAGCUCACUCACGCGGACCCUCUAAGGAGCCGCCAUGACACACCGCGUACGGAAAAGGAAUUUUUUCAAAUACCCAAAUUCCAAGAAGACACUGGCUGGAAUACCAAGAGGAAGUCAUGAAGUUCUGUGUUCAUUAUUGAAACUACAGUCAAAACAAUGGCGACAUCAACCAAUCUGGAUAUUGGAGCCCAGCUGAUAGUAGAAGAAUGUCCCAGCAGUUACAGUCUCCCUGGCAUGCCGGACAUUAAGCUAGAACACCCCCUGGACUCCAGUUCUGAAGCUGGAUCUGCUCAGGGUGUUGCCAUGGGAAUGAAAUUCAUCUUGCCUAACCGAUUUGAUAUGAACGUGUGUUCUCGAUUUGUGAAGUCUUUAAAUGAAGAGGAUAGUAAAAAUAUUCAAGACCAGGUUAACUCGGACCUGGAGGUGGCAUCUGUCCUAUUUAAAGCUGAAUGCACCAUCCAUACAUCUGCUUCUCCUGGGAUUCAAGUAAGACAUGUCUACACCCCCUCUACAACCAAGCACUUCUCACCCAUAAAACAAUCAACGACCUUAACCAACAAACACAGAGGAAACGAGGUCUCUACAACACCUCUGUUAGCAAAUUCCUUGUCCGUUCACCAGUUGGCUGCACAGGGUGAGAUGCUCUAUCUGGCCACUCGGAUUGAACAAGAAAAUGUUAUCAAUCACACGGAUGAAGAAGGAUUUACUCCUCUGAUGUGGGCUGCAGCACACGGGCAAAUAGCUGUGGUAGAGUUUCUACUUCAGAAUGGUGCUGAUCCUCAACUUCUAGGCAAAGGUCGAGAAAGUGCACUGUCACUGGCCUGUAGCAAAGGCUACACCGAUAUUGUGAAAAUGCUGCUCGACUGUGGAGUUGAUGUCAAUGAGUAUGACUGGAAUGGAGGGACACCUUUGCUUUAUGCUGUGCAUGGGAAUCAUGUGAAAUGUGUAAAAAUGCUGUUAGAAAAUGGAGCUGACCCAACGGUUGAAACUGACUCUGGAUAUAAUUCUAUGGAUUUAGCUGUAGCCCUAGGCUAUCGAAGUGUUCAACAGGUUAUCGAGGCACAUUUACUGAAGCUGCUUCAGAACGUCAAGGAGUAGACCUAAUUGUCGAGGAUGUUGUCUACCCUCAUGUUUACGUUUGGGCCUGAAUAAUGAUAGUUUUGUUUACAUCUAAAUGUUUACCUCGGUUGCAAUAUUUACUGAUUUUUUAGUAAGUUUUAAUAAAUGUCCCUCUGAGUAAUUCACUGGUUUUUAAUAAAGUUAGUUAAUUAAAAAAAAAAUAAAUGUACUGCCUAUUUUAAAUUAUAAUGUUUUAUGGCAUGUAAAUUUUUAUGGUACAGAUAGUUAUGAGUCUUUGUAUUAAGUGCUAUAAUUUGAUAUUUUGAGAAGUUAUCCCACUGGGUUCAUCUAUACUCCUGUAUUAACUCAUUGGCUUUAUAUAGAGUUUGCUAUAAAUCCAUAGAAACCAAAUUUGGUUAUUGUUAAAGUUAAAAAAUGCACAGUGUGAUUGUUUACAAAAUGCCAUUACAAAUAAAGCACUUUUUUUCUGUCA